Messenger RNA from Ipomoea triloba (trilobed morning glory), 3146 nucleotides. RefSeq names its product bifunctional TH2 protein, mitochondrial-like. The transcript has 8 exons. Lineage: Eukaryota; Viridiplantae; Streptophyta; Magnoliopsida; Solanales; Convolvulaceae. The coding region runs from base 1256 to 2923 and encodes 555 amino acids. The record is from RefSeq and is a predicted model, not a curated record. Gene Ontology annotation, cellular component: cytosol.
UAGGAGACAGUCAAAAGUAGGCUGCAAUAUUUUCAGCCGAAAAUUGGGGUCAAUAGCAUCAUGUGACACCCUUUCUUUGUUUUCUUCUCUUUGUCUUUAAUUUUUUUUUCCCUUUUUCCUGUGAAACAAAAAACAACACUGCAGUCAUUCUAUUUUUCUUUCUUUACCACCAACUCCACUUUCUUUAUAAAAUAAUUUUCAUAGGGAAGGAGAUUAGCAUUUAGCAGUAUAUAUAUAUAUAUAUAUAUAUAUAUAAUUAUUGGAUAAUGGGAAAUGAUCGCCGGGAGAGAACCAGCUGCAGGUUCGCCGGUUGAAUCAUCGACGAAGGAGGAGUCCAGCCGCACUUCGUCGUUGUGUCACCACCGCCGGAGGAGGUCACGAUAACCAUCUACGACCACGCCGUCGGUCACCGGAAGAACUCAAGGCCGCCGGUUCACCAACAACACUCUCGUCGACCGGUCAGAUCACGGGAAACGAUCGCCGGUGAGAGAGGGAGAAGACCACGCCGCCGGUUGAUCUGGCAGCUGUAUAGUCAUCGCCAUCUGGGCUGUUUCGCCGGCGGGAGAAGGAAGGGAAGAAGGCAAAGGUGCUGGUUGUUGAUCCGCCGAUAAAGAGGUCGCGGAUCGGUCAGGCUUUCGCCGUCGUCCAGUCACCAUCCGAACUUUCGGCGUUCUUCCCAACACACCACCGUUUACCGCUGCUAUGGUCGGUUAAGCUCUCCGCUUCUAAACACACCAUCGACUAUCGUCUACAAUCAUAGCCGCCGAUCCGAAAUAAGGGAUGAACCCAGAAAUGGAAACUAAGCCUUAGAGAUGAAUCUAAUGUUGAAACCACUUGUUGCAUCCACGGCUCCCCUCUGUGUCUGUCUUUGUUCAUUUGUUCCAGAACUCAGAAGAGUAAUUGAAUACAAGAGAAAUUAAGCAAAUUAAGCUCACUCCUGAUUUUCACUCACUCUUGGACUCCUGAAUUUUUUUUUGAACUCGACUCCUGAAUUUCAUCAUCUUCAAAUCUUCAAUCUUUUAUUCUUCUUCAUCAAUAAAUCUGGAAGCAGCCGAAAAAGAGGAGAAAAACUACUUUUCUUCUUCUUUAUUUCGUUCAGCAUUUCAGCAGGGAAGCAAAGAAAUCAUCUUUCUUUUUGCUUCAUUAUCCAUUUUUUGCCAGAGCUCAUUUUUACAAGUUUACCUUGCUCCUGCAGUUACCACCGCCAUUCCUCCGCCCCUGCUAGUAGUAGUAGUGACUGUUUGCAACCACCGCCAUGUUGAUGUAUACUGGCAAGCACCCGAGGAACGUGUACGGACGCAUCCACAUAGCGGAGGAUUGCUGGCAAAAGUUCUGCAAGGAGUCGGCGUUCGCGCUCUACACUCCCUUCAUCGUCUCUUUGGCGUCGGGGAAUCUCAAGGUCGAGUCGUUCAGAAAGUUUGUCGCACAGGACGUUUGUUUGCUCAAGAUAUUCGCUAAUGCGUUUGAGUUAGCAGAAACAAACGCACAGGAUGAUUAUGCAAAGCAUCAGAUUAAUGAGCUCAGGAAGACUGCCAUAAACUUGCAUGAUUCUUUUGUCCAGGAAUGGGGCUCUUAUUUCGUCAAAGAUACUACUCUGAAUCCAGCAACUUCCAAGUGCCAAGAUUUCUUGUUGGCUACAGCGUCAGGAAAAAUUGAUGGGGUCACUGCUCCUAUUGAAAGAACCAAGUUGCCCGCUUAUACCCUAGGUGCUAUUGCAUCUUUCAUGAAGCUUUAUGCCUACAUUGGUAAGGAGCUGAAGGGACUUACUGAUCAUAAUUGCUACAAGAAGUGGAUUGAGAAUUACUCCUCAGACAGAUUUCAGGAUUUGUCUUUCCAAACAGAGUACUUGCUGAACAGGUUAAGUGACUCUUUUACUGCGGAGGAGCUUGACAUCAUUGAAACACUUUAUUCUCAAGGAUUUAAACAUGAGAUAGACUUUUUCUUAGCUCAGCCACUUAUUCAGAAAGCUGUUGUACCCCUCUCAGGAGAGCAUAACCUAGAAGAACGCCAAUUGAUGAUAUUUUCCGAGUUUAAUUUUUCAUUUGCUUCUGUUGAUUCAUAUGUCUUCUUUGCUGAAAUGGCAAUAGCUAAAGAAUCUGAUAAAGUCCGGAAAGAAUAUACAUAUACAUAUCCAUAUGAGCCUACUCUAAAAACAAUUUGUUGGAGAGAAGCCCACAAAAAUUACAUAAAUGCCUAUGUGAAGUGUAUAGAGGACAUAUUAGCCACUGAAAAAGCGGAGAAUUUGAACCAUAAAGGUCUGCGAAAAGCACUUGAGAAAGUUUCAUAUAUUGAGAAAGAAGCAAAUUUAAGUGUGAUUAAAUUUGGUGGGCUGAAAGGUCUUAAACUGAAAGACAUAAUACUAGCUGGGGAGCGUUCGAUUCUCCAUGACGUGUGUUUUGAAUUUUUCCAAACUGUAAAAAAAAAGGAGAGUUUGAAUGCAGAUGUUCAUGUGCUAUCCUAUUGUUGGUGUGGUGACCUCAUUAGAUCUACACUUUCAGCAGGGGGUUUAAAUGGCAUCAAGGUGCAUGCAAAUGAGCUCGAAUUUGAAGAAUCUGUGUGCACUGGUCAAAUUCUGAGGAAGGUGGAGUCCCCCAUUGACAAGGUUGAAGCUUUUGCUAAAAUCCUAGAGAGCUGCGGAAAAGGGAAUGAUAAGAAGGAACUACUGACUGUUUACAUCGGAGAUUCAUUUAAGGACUUGCUCUGUUUGCUUGAAGCAGAUAUAGGCAUUAUGGUAUAUCCAAGCCCAAAUUUGAUAGACUUGGCUGAGCAUUUUGGCAUCAGAUUGAUUCCACUGUUUCAUGGUGUGGUUGAUAAGCAGAAGAAAAGUGUGGAGGGAGCAGAGACUUGGAAAGGGGGUUUGUCCGGCAUUCUUUACACAGCCAUAAGCUGGGUUGAGAUACAUGCAUUUCUGAUUGGCUCUUAGAAUCAUCACUUUCUUUUCAUUGGCUCUUAGAAUCAUCACUUUCUUUUUUUGACUCACAUACAAUCACCAUUUUACUUGGGACAUUCAGAGAAAUGUUCAGACAGUUUGGUGGCCACACUCAUUUGGCUGGAGAUCUUAGCCACAAAUAAUUCUUUUUGAUCGAUCAUUUCUGUUUGAAGAAUAUUGAUGCCUAGCUUUUCUUAAUGUCUCAUCUUGUGCCUAA